UGCCUCCCUGGGAAUAUAAAGAGCAAGCAGUGAGGCCCCGCCUCAGAGCACCCUAAACUUGACACCAUGAAGAUCCCAGUUCUUCCUGCUGUGGUUCUUCUCUCUCUUUUGGCACUCCACUCUGCUCAGGGGGCUACCCUGGGUAGUUCUGAGGAAGAAAGCACCAUUGGUAAUUAUGCAGCAGGACCUGAGGCCGUUAGCCCUCAGUUCCUGAACAUCGAAAAGUUUCGAUCUGCUUUUAAGACUGAUGAAUUCCUGAACUGGCAUGCCCUCUUCGAGAUGAUCAAAAAGAAGCUUCCUUUCCUUAACUGGGAUGCCUUUCCUAAGCUGAAAGGAUUGAGGAGUGCAACUCCUGAUGCCCAGUGAUUGGUUCCUUCAAGACCCAGCACUACUGAUACCUGCUGGAAGAGGGGGCUAAUAUGGGAUCUGAUUAUCCUGUAAUCAUUCUUUCUUUGCUCAAUAACUCCAAUAAAAUGUUUCCCAA
Messenger RNA from Pipistrellus kuhlii (Kuhl's pipistrelle), 484 nucleotides. It is a transcript of the gene KRTDAP, whose product is annotated as keratinocyte differentiation associated protein. Bases 67 to 366 code for a protein of 99 amino acids. The record is from RefSeq and is a predicted model, not a curated record. Gene Ontology annotation, cellular component: extracellular region. NCBI's taxonomy places the organism in Eukaryota, Metazoa, Chordata, Mammalia, Chiroptera, Vespertilionidae. The transcript has 6 exons.